AUGACCAAAAUCAAGGAAUUUGUGUCUGAAAACGACCAAAAUCCAAAAAAUUUUCAGAAAACGCAAACAAAAGCUGCAACGACAUGCAUAGCUUCACUAUCCGCAAACCCAAAAACAGCUAUUAAGAAGAGUGAAUAUGAUCAGGAAGGUAAUGAAGUAAAGUUAAAUAUCGCAGAUGCUACAGUUGGAAGCGGUUCGCAAAUAUCCGUCAAACCAAAGCCAGCCUCAAAACAAGUCGAUAAAUCCGAGAGUAAUCAGAAACAAAAAGAAAUGGAAACAAUAGGCGCAAAAACAGCAAUUGCAAACAAAUCACAAAAACUCACGAGCUCAAGUCCCACCAAAGCAAAAACGGUUAAGGUGGAAACUGGUGGAAAAGAAAGUGAAGCGGAAAAAGAUAUAAAGGACGCUAAUGCGAGCACUUCCAAUAAUUCGGAGAAAAAAAAUGUAAUUCCAGAAGGAGAAACAACGGAACGCCUAAGAACAUCAAUAUUACUUUCAAAUGAAAAAGUAGAAACUUCCCCAAUCGAGAAUUUUAAAUCCAUCAGCAUUGAAAGCGAUGAAAAGAAAAUUUUCAAAAAUCAACACUCUAGUGUUACUUGCUCAGCCACGCCUAAUAUUCCCACUAAAAAUUUGGAAGGGGAAUGUCCCACGAAAGAGGAAAAAAAUAUUUCGACGGAAAACGAAAACAUUGAAGCAGAACUUAAUGAUUUACAAGCGAUAAUUGAACAAUCGAAACUAGACAUUUCUGAAACUGAGAAAUCGCCGAAAGCACGCAGUCGCAAGAAGCGAUUCAGAAAUUUAAGAACUCCAGAGGUGCCUACUAGUGAGGAUGAGUUGAAAGAUACUUUAAAUGAUUUUAAAGGUUUUGAAGGCUUUGAUGAAGAUUUAGAUGGCAAUCAAUCAUCACUAAAAAACAAAAUAGAAAGGCAGAAGAAUGACGAAAGAAGUGAAUACAAAAAAGAACAAAUGGGAGUAAAACUAGAUAUGCCUAAAGAAACGCAUAUGGAACCUCAAGGAAUGUCUAGGGAAAAAGAUAUCGAAAAAUGUCAACCCUCUGAACAAUGCGAAACUACAGACAAGUUUAAAAAUAAGGCACAGAAAGGUAGUCCAGUACGUCCUACGGACCCUCCAGCUGUUGUACAUUCCGAAAAAAUUUCUCAUGAUAAGAAUGUGGAUGCAAAAUUCGAAAACAUAUACGAUUCAAAAAGCGUGAGACAUUCUAAAGAGGCAAAUAAAGUAUUACCAGUAGAAUCUAAAAUAAAGUCUGACAAAAAAGACUUUGGAAGAUCUCCCUCGUCAAUUGCAAGAGACUCUAAAAGCUCUGCGUUUAGUGAUUCUCGUAGAACGCCAACGAGAAGGGACAAGCAAUCGACAAAUGAUAGUAAAGGAAUUGUUACAAAUUCUCCGGAACACAAACCUUCAGCUCUUCAGGAGAAUAAACCUAAUGUGAAAAUGGGUAAAAGUGAGAUCCCUAAUUUAAAGAAAAAAAAUGAUGAAAAACUUAUAAGGGACAUAAACUUAGAAGAUGAAAAAAAUAGUAGCGUAGGAGUAACUGAUUUCAAGAAAAGCAAAAAUGUCGCCGAGAACGAAACCAAUUUAAAUUUAAUAAAUCCUGCAAAUGUAAAAGAAACCAAGGCUGAUAUUAGGACAACCACUGAUGUGUCAAGAAAAGACGAUACGAGAAACUCAAAAGAUCUAAAACAUUCUAAAGAUUCGAGAAGUUCAACAGAAGGCUCAAAAGAUCGGAAAGAGAUUAAAUUAAGUACAGGAGCGUGCAGUCCUCCAAGUACACCUUCGAAACAAAAACCAAAUUUCAAGGAUAAUGAAAGAAAGGAUCCUAUGGACUCUAGCAGCUCACGAGAAUCUUCGAAAGAUCGUAAAGAAAUCAAGUUGAUAAAACAAAUGUCCUCUCCUGUAAGUACGUCUUCAAAACAAAAACCUGAUUUCAAGGAGUCCUGUAGCUUAAGAGAAUCAUUUAAAGAACGUAAAGAUGGUAAGCCAACAAAAGAAGCAAGCUCCUUUGGCGAUUCUUUUAACUCACAAGAACCUUUAAAAGAACGAAGAUAUAGUAAAUCAACAAAGGAUAUGUCCAGUGGUACAAGUACACCUUCAAGACUAAAAUCGAUUUUCAAGAGUAAAGAAACGGCAUCUGCUAAGGACUCCUGCAGCUCACGAGAAUCGUCGAAAGAACAUAAGAAUGGCAGAGACACCAUAGAAAUUUUCUCGCCCACUAACACACAUGUUAAAAACAAAGACACAAGAUCUUCCAAAGAUUCCUGCAGUUCACGAGAAUCCUCGAAAGAACGUAAAGAUAGUAAAAUAGUAAAAGAAAUGUUCUCGCCUACCAGUAUAACUACAAAACAAAGAACCAAUCUUAGAGAUAAUGAAACAAGGUCAUCUAAGGACUCCUGCGAUGUUCGAGAUUUACCAAACGAUCGUAAAGAUAUUAAAUUAAUGACUGAAACAUCCAUAUCUGCAAGUACACAACAAAAAUAUAAUUUCAAAAAUAAAGAAAUAAAAUCCCCUAAGGACUUUCGCAGUUCACGAGAAUUAGCGAAGGAAAUUAAAGAUGGAAAGGCAGCAAAUGAUACGUGUAUGUUGGCGAGAACAUCUUCGAAAGAAAAGUUGGACAACGCUUCUGUAACAGACCUCAGAGGAAGUAAAAGCAAUCUGAUAUCAAAAGAUUUGACUGAGAGCAAGGACUCAACAGCAAAGAGCAAUAAAGACGUCUGCAAAACGAAAAGUUUGUCGCGCGAGUCGUCCCUUGAUUCGAAAUGCUCUGAGAAGCAAAAGACGUCUAGAUCAAGUAGAGACUCGUCCAGAGAUUCGCGAGAUGAUAAAGUACUACUAAAUUCUCCGAAAGAAAUAACGGCGCACUUUAGGGGAAGUUUGAAGGAAAUUUUCUCGCCACCGAAAAUAAAAUCUGUAACAACAAAAUCGACCACAACUUCAGAACCUAGAUCACUAACAAGAGUAGAAAAAGAGACGCUACAAGCUGUAAAAUCAAACGCUAACGAGAACAAAACAAACGAAAAAUCAAAAGGAAAAAGCAUUAGUAAAGAAGAGGACAGUUGCAGUGGCAAGAGUGACAGUAAAGCAAUAGAGAAACGAGUGCCUAAGUCCAGUAAUAUUGAGGAGUCAAACACGAAGGAGCGAGAAAUUAGUUCAGGAAAAAGAACAUUUACUGCGUCUACAGAUAAUGAAGAAAAGAUUGAAAAGAGAAAAAUCACAAAACCCAAUACAAUUGAAAAACUAUCAGAAAAGACGAAAGAGACUGAUGUAAGUAAGCAGAAGACUGCUCCCAAUUUUAAAUUUGAAGAAAAAACUGCAGAGAAGCUCGUUGAAAAACCGGAGGAAACGGUGAAAGAUUCAGCUAUAGUCCACAACACCAAAAUUAAGGAAAAGAUUAAGGAAAAAACGAUAAAAUCCAAUACGGUCGAAAAAUCAGUUCAUGAUGGAAAAGAAAAGGCUAUUUUACAUAACCCGAACGACACUUCCGAAGAAGCUAAUGAUAAAAAACCAAACUUUUCUACGACGCUACAAAAGUCGCCACCCGAUAAUGCCACAGCAAUGCGAAAGCUAUCAUCUGAUAAGUUAACGAUCGUUUCCAGAUCAUCGCCUAAUAAUUGUCAAGCCGUUCGGAAGUCGUUAUCUAAAGACAACAACUCCGACGUUUUGGAUGAAGCCUCGUCGAAGGCACCUCGUAUUUUAAGGGAUAGAUCCAAAGGGGAUCAAAAAGCUAGACAAGAAGAGCUCCCUAAAGCUUCUCCAGUUAAUGAUAAAUCGGCUACUCUUGCAAUGGAAGCUUCGAAAGUAUCGAAAACCAAAGAUACUUGUUCAGAAACAAACAAUCCAUUACCGGCGUCCGAAGAACAAAAUAAGUCUUCUGAUGAUUUAUCGAAGUACUUAAAUACUCAUAAAUAUCUAUCAUCACCGACCAACUCGACAUCGAGUCAAAAUAGUGAUACGAGACGUGCCGCGACUCCAAGCGUCAGUGAAAUUUAUCUCAGACGUACGUUGAGAAAACGAGGCGCGGAAUCUCCUUUCGUUGAAAAAGAUGAUGCGAAGAGAUUGUUUAAAGAACCGCAAGUUCAAAAGAAAGGUGCCAAAACUUCUAAGCAAGAAGAAGUCCCGAUAAUAUUUUCAUCACCUGUAGUCAGUUUAGUACAAAAUAAACGCAACCUACGUUCACCUAAUAUUGAAACUGGUAAAGAUGAUUUAUCUAUUGCCGCUAAGAAGCCCAAGCUGGAUUUAACACGAAAAUCUUUGCGGUCACGUAAAGUAGUGGUAGAAGAACUAGGAGAAUUAGAGACAAAAGUGUCUGCACAAAAUACACUAAAAAAAGUAAAGGUCGAAGUUAAAUCUUUACCGUUCAGACAAGAAAAUAAAGAUCAAGCAGCUGAACGACAGUUAAAUAAGCCCCUAACGGAUACAAGAAUUGGAUCCAUCGAGUCAUCUCCUAAAGAAAGUGUUAAAGAAAAGGAGAAAAAGUUUCUAAACAAAUUAUUUUCAAUAAAUCCUGAAGAAAAGAACACUGAAAUUCAUAUCGAGAAAGUAGAAACUGAUGUGAACGAUUCGGAGACAAACAACAGUCAAUCGACUUCUUACAGGAAAAGUUUACGCUCUGAAGAUGCUUUGAAGCAACAAAAUAAUUCA
Glossina fuscipes is the source of this 4656-nucleotide messenger RNA. RefSeq names its product muscle M-line assembly protein unc-89-like. The annotation marks the transcript as partial. The transcript is spliced from 6 exons. The record is from RefSeq and is a predicted model, not a curated record. NCBI's taxonomy places the organism in Eukaryota, Metazoa, Arthropoda, Insecta, Diptera, Glossinidae.